UCUACGCCACCAUGAGGGACUUGCGGAAGAGCGGAAAGCUGGAGGAAGAAGCUGGAAAACAUCUCAAUAAAACGCUGGAGAUCAGACAGCUGGACGUGACCAGUGAAGACUCCGUGAAGAAAUGUCUGGCUGCCCUUCCCGGUCAGACGGUGGACAUCCUGCUGAACAACGCUGGUAUUGGGCACAUCGGCCCCCUUGAAAGCCAGUCCAUGGAUGACAUGAGGAAGAUCUUUGAGACAAACUUUUUUGGGGUCGUCUACCUGGUCAGAGAACUCCUUCCAUCCAUGAAGAAGCGUGGGAGCGGCCAUAUUGUGGUGAUCAGCAGCGUCCUGGGGCUACAAGGUAUCGUGUUCAAUGACGUCUACGUCGCCUCAAAGUUUGCAAUCGAAGGUUUCUGCGAAAGUCUGGCUGUUCAGCUCUUGAAGUUCAAUGUCUUCAUUUCUUUGAUAGAGCCUGGCCCCGUCAAAACCGAGUUUGAGGUGAAGCUGAUGGAGGAAGUGGCCCGGUCUGACUUUCCUGGAGCUGAUGCUGCAACCGUAAGAUACUUUAAGGAGGUCUACCUACCUGCAGCUCGUGAGAUCUUCACCACCCUGGGGCAGACCCCAGAUGCAGUAGCAAAGGCCACGGUGAAGGUCAUAGGAAUGGCACGGCCGGUGUUCCGCCAUCAGACCAACCCUCUGUACACUCCGCUCACCGCCAUGAAGUAUGCCGACAACACGGGGAACCUGUCCGUCAGGACCUACUACAACAUGCUCUUCAACUAUGGCUCCGUCUUCCACUUCAGCCUCAACCUCCUGAAAUGUAUCACCUGCAACUGCUUCCGCAGGAGGGUCAUGCCGGUCUGAGGCACGCGGAGCACCAACGGUGAAGCUAGCUUGGACUUAACGGGGCAG
Nanorana parkeri is the source of this 893-nucleotide messenger RNA. It is a transcript of the gene RDH8, whose product is annotated as retinol dehydrogenase 8 (all-trans). The annotation marks the transcript as partial. Gene Ontology annotation, molecular function: oxidoreductase activity. The record is from RefSeq and is a predicted model, not a curated record. Lineage: Eukaryota; Metazoa; Chordata; Amphibia; Anura; Dicroglossidae. The transcript has 5 exons.